UAGCAGAAGAUGUUGCAGUACAGUCUGUUAGUGCUGGCCGUGGUAUUUACCAGUGGACAUGCUGCUGAUGACCAACCCACUGGAGGCAUUUACAUGGGUUUCAGGAGCUGCAAAGAGUUCAAGCAAAUCGAUAGCUCUGCAACAGAUGGAAUUUAUACUCUGACAACCAAAGAUGGAGAGCAGUAUCAGACCUUCUGUGACAUGACCACCAAUGGAGGAGGGUGGACAUUGGUGGCCAGUAUCCAUGAAAACAAUAUGUAUGGGAAGUGCACAACAGGUGAUCGCUGGUCCAGUCAGCAGGGCAAUUCCGCUAACUACCCUGAGGGAGAUGCCAACUGGGCAAACUAUGCCACGUUUGGGCAGGCUGCUGGAGCAACCAGUGAUGACUACAAGAAUCCAGGAUAUUAUGACAUCUCUGCCAAGGAUUUGGGUUUGUGGCAUGUGCCUAACCAGACCCCACUUUCUCAAUGGAGAGACACGGCUCUGCUGAGAUAUCGUACAGCGAAUGGCUUCUUCACCGCAGAAGGAGGCAACCUUUUCAACCUCUACAAGAAAUAUCCAGUAAGAUAUAACGCUGGGAGCUGCCUGACCAACAACGGACCUGCUGUGCCGGUUGUGUACGACUUUGGAAAUGCUGAAAAGACAAAUAAUUACUACUCUCCAAAUGGAAAAAAUGAGUUCACUGCCGGCUUUGUCCAAUUCCGAGUUUUUAACACAGAGAAGGCCCCUCUUGCUCUGUGUCCAGGAAUGAAAGUUACGGGAUGCAACACUGAACACCACUGUAUUGGAGGUGGGGGCUUCUUUCCAGAGGGGAAUCCCAUCCAAUGUGGAGAUUUUGUCGCCUACGACUGGAACGGAUAUGGCACACGUUCACAAUGGAGUGUCAGCAAGGAGAUGACAGAGGCAACUGUCAUGCUAUUUUACCGCUAAUUAGGAAGCCAUCUUGGCACUUAGUGCACUUUAAAAAAAAAAAAAAAAUAUUUCAUAAAUCUUAUAAAAAUUA
Messenger RNA from Pelobates fuscus (common spadefoot toad), 1003 nucleotides. RefSeq names its product intelectin-1-like. The coding region runs from base 10 to 930 and encodes 306 amino acids. Gene Ontology annotation, molecular function: oligosaccharide binding. Lineage: Eukaryota; Metazoa; Chordata; Amphibia; Anura; Pelobatidae. The record is from RefSeq and is a predicted model, not a curated record. The transcript has 6 exons.